Molecule: messenger RNA, 678 nt
Organism: Penicillium samsonianum
Lineage: Eukaryota; Fungi; Ascomycota; Eurotiomycetes; Eurotiales; Aspergillaceae
Exons: 2
Coding region: 1-678 (225 amino acids)
Source: RefSeq, a predicted model, not a curated record
AUGGCAUCGCCUUCUUCCAACACCCACUUUGAUCCUUUGGAAGUGCCAGAUGGUUAUGACUGGACCAUCAGGGACUUCAGCUAUUCCCAAUUCGCCCCUCUUGUCAUUCAAUCUACCUCUAUACUGGCGGAGCCAUCUAUAGCACCUGCGGAUCCUCUUCCAUAUACCUAUCCCAUACAGUAUACUAUUGCAAGCGUUGGGCCUAGCUUCGCUGUGUCUUCUGCCUCACCCUCGACUUGUUCCGAUCUGUGUUGCUUCAACAAAAAUGCCAUACGCCAAUCUCUAAUCGAGAAUGACUGUGCAGCUACGGGCCCGGCGACAGGAUAUCUCGGCGCUAGGCACGACACCGGUUGCACCAAUUUACCAGCAUCUACUUCAUCUGUUCAGAUGACAUCUCAAGUCAAGACUGGCAGCGAUAGCUAUGUUAAGGGAAAGAGAGCUUCUGGUCGUAACCAAGGGCGACAGCAGAGACAGAAGAAACCCCACCGAUCUUUCCAAUGCCAUUGGAAGGAUUGCACAUACCGCGAUCCCUUUUCCGGAAAACCAGCGUUGCUGCGUCAUAUAGACACGCAGCAUAUAACUCCGCGCUCAUUCGAUUGUCCUUCAUGCAACAAGUCCUUCAAUCGAAAGGACAACAUGACUGAACACCUAGGGAGAGUUCAUUGGGAACGAGUUUGA